AUGCUAAGAUUUUUCCGGUCUUUCAGCACUAAAAACUUUCUUUACACAGUAUCCUUGGUAGGCCGACCAAACUCCGGAAAAUCCACUCUUUUUAACCACUUAAUCGGCGGCUCAACCUCCUUAGUCCACAACACUCCAGGCUUAACCAGAGACCGAAUCGAAGGGAUAAGUAAUUUUUAAUCAGCCAACCUCUUUGGUGUCGAUAUCAAAUUCAUAGACACUGCAGGCUGGGAUCCUACCGACACUCCCAACCCUAAGCCUAUCAUCGAGAAAAUGAAACUCCAGACCCUCAACGCAAUUAAGUUAUCAGAUACAAUUCUUUUCCUCACCGACGUAAGAGCUGGGAUCAGCCCUUCAGACAUUGAGCUUGCACAAUAUCUCAGGAAAACUGUCCUCAGUGACAAAAACGCGACCAAAGAUGUAAUUUUGAUAGGAAAUAAAGCUGAAUCAAGCUGACUUGGUGAUGUAAGUAAUGAAGUAUAUAAAUUAGGCUUUGGGGAGCCACUAUUAAUAUCUGCACAGCAUGGGGAAGGGAUUGCUGAUUUAUAUGAAGAAUUAAAAAGCAGGAUUCCUGAAGGGUAUGCGGAUGAUUUUAAAGAAAGACUGAAGAAAAGAAAAGAAAAACAUAAUAAAAUUAAGGCAGAAAGACUGGCAGAGUUGGAAGAUUUGGAAAAAGAGUCAGGCGAAGAUUUUAAUUUGAAAGAAUGGGAAAGGGCUUAUGAUAAGCUGAACCCGUGGGACAACUCUGACUAUGACUCUGACAAUGAAAUUGACAUUAAUAAGUCUUUAGCUUCUGAUUUCAAUUUAAAAGACAAAGAUAGCCUGAUGGAAAACAUGAAAAAGCAUAAAAUGAUACAGCUAGCCAUUAUUGGAAGGCCAAAUGUAGGCAAAUCCACCUUGAUCAAUGCUUUUCUCAAUGAGGAAAGAGUCAUCACUGACAAUCAGCCAGGGACUACCAGAGAUGCUUUAUAUUUAGACCAUGUCCACAAAGGAAAAAAGAUUUGCCUUGUAGAUACUGCUGGGCUGACCAAGCAUAGCAGGGGAACAGUAAACAAACUUAUACAAGAAGACGUUAUGAAAGCUAUAAAAUUCAGUCACGCUGUCGUAUUACAAAUAGAAGCACCUGUCGGACUAACCCCAGUUGACCUUGAAUUAGCCAAAAAAGUAAUAGACGAGGGCAGAAUCCUGUUAAUCGUUGGAAACAAGUGGGACUUGGUUCCAAAAGACAUGAAAGGCAAGGUUGCUAAAGAUGUCGCUAUAAAUUUACAUACAAAAAUCACUCUAAAAGGCCUCAACGUGAUCUUUAUAAGUGCUUUGCAGAAUUAUAAUGUAAGCAAAAUUAUGGACGAAAUCCAGUCUUUGUAUGAAAAGUGGAAUAAAAGAGUAUCCACUGGGCUGCUCAAUAGGUGGCUGGAAGCUUUUAAAAAAGUUCAGCCACUUCCUACAAGCCAAGGAGCUUUAUUGAGGAUAAAAUACAUGAUGCAGAUUAAGGCAAGACCGCCGAGCUUCUAUGUAUAUGUAAAUGAUAGGUCACUUAUGAAAGAAAACUAUCUAAAGAACUUUACAUCUUCUCUGACAAAAGAAUUUGGGUUUGAAGGGGUCCCUGUCAGGAUUCUGCUGAGAGAUAAGCACUUAAAAGCGGCGAAGAGACACAAGCCAGAGUUUCAGGUGAAAAAAGAGCUGAAGAAACAGGUGGGAGCUUCAUAUACUGGUAAAAUCUUGAACUCUGAUCCAUCCCAGCAGCCUAUACUUACAACCUAA
Messenger RNA from Blepharisma stoltei, 1761 nucleotides. NCBI's taxonomy places the organism in Eukaryota, Ciliophora, Heterotrichea, Heterotrichida, Blepharismidae. The record is from the annotation of a GenBank genome assembly.